This is a messenger RNA of Aquila chrysaetos chrysaetos, 4869 nucleotides long. It is a transcript of the gene DTL, whose product is annotated as denticleless E3 ubiquitin protein ligase homolog. The coding region runs from base 109 to 2301 and encodes 730 amino acids. The record is from RefSeq and is a predicted model, not a curated record. Gene Ontology annotation, molecular function: protein binding; protein-macromolecule adaptor activity. Gene Ontology annotation, cellular component: nucleus. Gene Ontology annotation, biological process: mitotic G2 DNA damage checkpoint signaling; proteasome-mediated ubiquitin-dependent protein catabolic process. The transcript is spliced from 15 exons. NCBI's taxonomy places the organism in Eukaryota, Metazoa, Chordata, Aves, Accipitriformes, Accipitridae.
UGGCGGGCUCCUGCUGCCCAAUGAGGGGCCGAGGCGCGUUUGGCGGGUCGGUCGGUGGCGGGAGUCGGCGCCACGAGCCGGGUCCGCGCGCGCAGGUUGUUCUUGGACAUGCUGUGCCGCGCGCUGCUCCGCCGCUCCUCGGCCGCGCCGCCCCGUCGGUCCUCGCCGCUCCCCCUGCAGCAUCUCUUGGAUAGCUACCAGUGCAGCCAAGAAGAUGACCACCUCUCUUACGGGGAAACGGGCAUGCCGGUCCCUCCUUUCGGCUGCACCUUUUCUGCAGUCCCGAAUUUGGAGCAUAUACUGGCAGUCGCAAAUGAAGAAGGAUUUGUUAGACUGUAUGAUACUGAAGCUCAGACUACCAGCAAACUCAUCUUUAAGGAAUGGCAGGCUCACUCAAAUGCUGUAUUUGACCUUGCCUGGGUACCAGGGGAACAGCGGAUUGUCACUGCUUCAGGAGAUCAGACAGCCAAGGUGUGGGAUGUGAGAGCCAGCGAGCUUCUUGGCAUAUGUAAAGGUCACCAGUGUAGCCUCAAGUCUGUUGCUUUUUCUAGAUUUGAGAAAGCUGUCUUCUGUACUGGAGGCAGAGAUGGAAACAUCAUGGUUUGGGAUACCAGAUGCAACAAGAAAGAUGGAUUUUAUAGGCAGGUGAAUCAAAUCAGUGGAGCACACAAUGUGGUUGACAAGCAGACUCCUUCCAAACCGAAGAAGAAGAGGCAGAACGUAAGAGGGCUUGCUCCCUUGGUGGAUUUCCAGCAGAGUGUAACUGUGGUGCUGCUUCAGGAUGAGCAUACUCUUAUCUCUGCAGGAGCUGUUGAUGGUGUGAUCAAAGUAUGGGACUUGCGCAAGAACUAUGCCACCUACCGUCAGGACCCGGUGCCUUUCAAGUCUUUUUGCUACCCUGGGACCAGUACUCGCAAACUUGGAUAUUCUAGCCUGGUUUUGGAUUCCACUGGUGCUAAUCUGUUUGCUAACUGCACUGAUGACAGUAUCUACAUGUUCAAUAUGUCAAGUUUAAGGACCACUCCAGUGGCCAUUUUCAGUGGGCAUCAGAAUUCAACGUUUUACAUCAAAUCCAGCACCAGCCCAGAUGACCAGUUCCUGGUCAGUGGCUCGAGUGACUGCAACGCAUACAUCUGGAAGGUUUCUGAGCCCAGCCUUCCUCCAUGGAUACUCCUUGGUCACUCUCAAGAAGUUACUUCCAUUGCUUGGUGUCCUUCAGACUUCACUAAGAUUGCCACGUGCUCUGAUGACAACACUGUGAGGAUUUGGCGCUUACAACGUCGUCCUGAGGAGGACAAAUCAGCAUUAAGAAAAAUCAAGUUGGUGGGCUGGGUCACUCACAAGAAACCAGAAGAACAACGUGGAGGAGGACCGCCAGCCAGCCCACAGAGUACUCCUGCCAAGGCCUUCACAGUGGGCAGCCCGUGCAUUUCCUCGCCAAGGCCGGCUGCCUGUGCUCCCAUUUAUUCUGGAGACCUUCCUCUGUCGACAAACACUCCGACGGGCACUCUCAAAACCCAGACGGCUGCAGCCUGCACCCCAGCCAAGCAGAGUGGAGCCAGCCCAUGCGCUUCUCCCAAACUGAUCUCUUCCUCCAAAAUGUCUAUUAAACAUUGGGUUACAAGGACACCAUGCUCUUCUCCUCCAGAAGUGGGGAAAAAGGCUUCUUCUCCUAGAAAAGCCCUGGCAGAAGUCACCCAAGGUCUCCUGGAAGCCGCUUGCCCUCCUAAAGCCCCGCACUCACAGUUUGAAAAGCGUGCCAAGAGAAGGCUUGACUGCAGCAAGGAGGACAAUGCAGGGCAGAAGUGUCUGCAGGCCUGUAGCUGUGUGACUGAACUGGACCAUGCAGCUAAGAAAUCCAAGCUGAAUUUAUGUCACUUGGCUGCAGACCAAAAAGCUUGCGAUGAAGGCGCUCUCAGCCUGGCUGACUUGGAUAAUGACCGCGAAGACUCCAGCCGCAGCCCAAAAGAGCCUUCCUUUCCUGGAAGCCGUAUUAAUCCAUUGGGCAUUCAAACUCCCCCCCAUCUUUUCAGACCUCCAUGCAGGAAAGACACUGAGGUAGUAGAUAAAGAGAAUAGUUCACCUGAAAGAAAAAAUUGGUUGUCUGCUCUGGGAGAGAAGCUACGGACUGGCAGAACUGGCAGCCAGAGUACAUCAAACAGCCCUCCGUCAUCUUGCAGUCUCAGUGCCAAACGACAAGAGGCUGUGGCAGCAGCCACUUCGCCAAAGACUGCUGCAACCACUUCAGUUUCCAUGAGGAAGAUCUGCACAUACUUCCACAGAAAGCCACAGAAUGACUGAAGCAGCAUGCGGCAGUUGCACCUGAUGGAUGUUGACGCUGUGGUAUCAAGACCAGAUUUAGCAACGCCGACAAUGAUGCGUCGGGAUUACACAGUUUGUUGUCAGCCAUCCUUAAACUUGGGGUUUUAUUCAUCUGUUUUUAAAGCCGUUAACAGUUGAAGUUAGCUGAGUGUGGAAAAUCUACACAAUACUUACUCAUGGUCUCUUACUGACUUCAGAUGGUGGAUUUUUUUAAUAAAGAAAAACGGAGUAUUUUUUACAUGGCAACUGUUACAGUCCAAAGACGGCAACAGCUCUGCUGUGCAUUGUUGACAGGCACAUAUAGUUUGUCAGUUUAUGUUACUAAUCCGCUGUUGAAACUUCCUUUCCUUAAGAAUAAUGUGCAAAUCAUUACACCCUCCUGAAAAGCAAGUGUUGGAAUGUAUGUAGGGAAACUUACUGGAGGUAGAUCUGAGUCCCUUCGUGCUGAAUGGCAUUUCUACAGUUAUUCCUCUAGUACUGCAAUGACUACCUGCUUUCAGCAGGGAAGUUAUGAAUGCGUUAAGUAAAUAUAAAAGACUUUUAAACACCCUGUGUCCGUCCGAUGGUGAUUAUAGUCUGAGAGGAGACAAAGUAUAAUCAAGUACAUAAUGCCUGUAACUCCUCUUGCCAUCCCCUUUCUUCUCCCAGUCUGAAAACUUCUGUAUUUACUGACUUAGCUGGCUCUUGAACCAUCAGGACUACAGCUGUUGAGGCCAACAGCUUGUCACUUCUCUGAAAUAAAAGACUGGCAAGGUGCCUUAGAAAAAUUAGUUUGAUCUAUCCCAAAUAGGCAUCCCAUAACAGCUGGUUGCUCGGUCACCUCUUACAGAUUCAGCCUGUAGCAAAGGCAUUAAUAACUGCUUAUAACAUAACUUCAUAACACUUUUAUAAUACAGUAUCUAUAAAAUAAUAGCUUUUAAAUUGGGGGAGGGGCACUUGACAUUUUAGAAAGCACUUGACAGAGUUCACAUAUUAAUAUUAAUUGCUUUGCCAUUGUAAGUCGUCACUGAUGCUGAUAGAACAAGGUCACUGAAAUGAGAUCGCUGUCCUGCUGGCUAAUGAUACUGACUCAUCAGUCAUGCUUUCCCCAGGGGGAGCUAGUAGAAGAUCCUUAUGUUAGGUUGGAGCAUUUACCCUAUCUUCUGGUAUAAUAGUUCCUGUGAACUUUAAAAACAAAAGAAAACAAACCUCUGAAUCCCUCUUAAGUUUUUCUACUGCAAAAGAAUUGAGGUAUUUGAAGGGGAUGUGAUCCAACGAACUCAUGUUUUCCAUCUGAAAUUUUCACACCUACUUUACAGUAGCAUUGAAUAGUAUGAUAGCUGAAAGGGAUUAGAGGAAAACGUGCUGACUUAUAUUUUAUGUUGUAGAUUGUAUUUUGCAAGGAAAUAAAUGAUUUGAGAGAAACUGGCUUCUGUGAAAGGUCUCUUACAGCUACAAAGUAAAAGUAAAUGUGUAGUGUGCUUUUAAAAAAAAAAAAGUAGUCAUCAUCAAGUUGCAUCUUUUAGCAGGAGAACUCAGGUACAUAUAGGGGCCAGAACAACUUUCUCCUGUUUAUUGAAUUACAGGCCAUCAUCCCAUGAGCUUUGAGGAGAUGCCAUUAGGAAAGUGGGAAAGGUAGUGCUUCGGGCAUUUUUCUAUUCUUAUUUUUUAAAAAAGGAUUUUAAAAAAGUGAUUAUCUGAAUAGAUCUAGUAUCUUGGGCAAAACAGGAAUAUAAAAAAUCUGUUAGUUUAAUUUUAACCUACUUCUGGAUAUUGAGGUAGAUGGAAGUAGUAGAAACAACGUAAAAUAAGUAGGUUUGGGAUUGAAUUCUGUCUUAAUUUUAAUUAUUAGAGCAACUGUGUAGGAUACAACCUGCCUUGCUUACAGCCAGUUUUUCAUGCAGGAUUCUUCCAUGCAGUUUGUAAAGAACAGGUUGCAGAAUAAGGAGCUGUGGACCCUGUUGAAGUACAUGAGAGUUGUCAGACAUUUCAACAAUAGGAUUUCAUGUUCCUCCACUUCUUUCACAAUAUUUUCCUCCUCCAGAAAUGUUCUGCAGCCAAACCAUUAUCUCUUAUAUCUUGUAAAUGGCUACCUAGAGAUGAUUUACACUAAUAGGUUUCUACUUGGAUGAAUAAUAUUGGGUGAGGAUGUGAGAUUUUUCUCCUUUCAAAUAGUACUUGUUUAGUGGAACAGCUUGUUUUAUGGACCACCAGGCAGAAUUUCUUUCAUCUUAAGCUGACGUCAACCUGGUUCAGAGCCUAGGAGAAUUAACUGAAACUUAUAUUUUUCUAUGUCCAACUUGCCUUGACCUUAUAAUGAUAAAAUCAGGAUUGCAAAAGCAUAGAAGAGUUGCUGAUACAAAUCGUCUGUCAAGUGGUUUAAUGUAACCAGUACUGUCUUUACCUCAGAUGCAUUCAAAGAACUGAGCUCUUGUUUUGAGCCAGCAAGCUAUACCUCUGAAUUACCUUCCCUUCUAAAGGAUUUACAGAAACUCCAUAAUCCAUGUUUUAUAAUCAAAUUCAGCCUUUUGAGAUAUUAUUCCCAAAUCCUAUGUAUAUAUGUAAAUC